AAUAAAGGCAAAUGACUCUAGAUUUAUUUACUUAAAUAUAUGGUACACCAGGAUCUUGAAUGUAAUUUUGUAUAAAAUCUCAAAACCGGGAAAGAAGUGGUUCACAAAAACUGGAUCUACUGGUCGGCGCACUAAAAAUGAGAUGUUUAUUAGAGAUCUGUUUGUUUAUGCGGGGCACUAAAGAUAAUGCAAAUUUCUUUCUCAUGAAUAUAUACGACGAACAAACAUGUUUAGUGAACGUGUGAUUGUGUAUAGGAAUAUAUAAUUGUAAUAAUUGUAUUGUCACGUAUGUGACGUCAUAAUUCUUUAAUGAUCUACGGUCUUGUGACAAAAUUUAGGACAUUUUACAUUUGGACUUGCGUCGGACGGGUAUAUUUUAAUGCGAUUCCAUUUUCGUCUGUGAUAUAGAAAGAACAUUUUAGAUUAUUUCUGUAAAUUAUCAAGGUCAUUUCUUAUGAGUUGAAGCGAAAUAUACGACAAAUAACCGCGCAACGGUAAAAGACACAUACAUGUCAUGGGAAUAACGUCGUUUUCAACUAGGAAGCUAGAGACUACUCUUAUAUUGUGAUUAACCAGUUUAUGUACAUAAUAAAACGGGUGAAAUUGCAUGUUGUGCGGAUAAAUCUAAGAUUUAAAGUUUGAAAUAUUGACAGUUUGAUAUCGCAGGGCUUUAAACUCGCUGGAAAAAAAGGAUCCGUUAUCUAGAUAAAAUAUGACACAGUGCUGAUAAAGCCCGUCUUAAGGACCGCGGGUACGCCGCAAUAUACAUUAUAAAGUAUCAUCCUUUUAUCUACCAUGGUGCAAACAUGUUUAUGGGUUAUUUACUUGAUGAACAUAUAAAAUUCUGAGGGAACUAAACAACAGAGGUUCGGGGCUUCAUACAAGCCCAGAUUUACUUGAUGCACGGCGACUCACACAUUUACAGUAUCUUUAUCAGUGUCGAGUAAACAAACUACGGGACUUAACCUUAAUUGACUUAAUUCGAGUAGGACCUAAACAUAUUUUCAAAUCUACGAAAAUUAAUAUUUGGACUCUUUAAAAACUCGUUAAUUUGCCAUAUAUUUGGUGAAAAAGGCACACGAGGUGCACAUAUACAGACGUGUUUUUGUCGCAGAGUGUUUAGUAUUUUUUUAAUUAAAAUAACAUUAUAGCUGUGCCUAAGAUUUACAGAGACUUUGUUCAAUUCAAAACGCAAUUUACUUGUUGGACUAAGAGAGUGGCUGUGUUGUUUUUAGAAAAAAAGACAAGAUAGGUGGUUGUUGUAUUUCUUUUUAAUUUUCGUGGCUAGACAGACUUCAAACUGGAAGUUAUGAGAUUGACACCCACGCCGACGGCGUUGACCUUGUCACCUUUGCCGACGAUUUCAUCACUUCCGUCGAUGUCGUCUGGAGCUGAAACUGUGAUUUACUACACACUUUCACAGCCUCCACCAGUGAGUCCAGGACCUAACGGCCUAACAAACGGCUUCACAAAUGGCCUCACAAAUGGCCUAACAAAUGGACUGACAAAUGGGCUCACUAAUGGGUUUACAAACGGACUCACAAACGGGCUUACUAAUGGAAUACCUCCAUUGACGGCUGUUAGUCCGUCAAUAAGACAAAAUGUAACGAAUCCAUUGAGUCCAGGUGUGGCUCCAGUAAGCCCAACAAUUCCACCACCGCCAUCAAGUCCGAGACUGAGCCCCGGGACUACUGGGCUAGUUCCGGACAUCAUGCAUCUGAUCAACUACGGAGAUAAAGAUAUGGGUCUCCUACUUUCACAAAGAAUGGAGUUGGUAUGGCAUGGGGAGUUUGAUAGACUGUUUUCCCAGUAUUUCCCACACAUGUGGUGCCUUGUACCGACCUUCUACCCGCCCGGUGACAGCUGGAGAACCUUCAAAGAUAGCGCCAAAGUUCGAUUCUCUUGCCAGGAUUGCGGUCAUGGAUGGACAUCAAUGAAAGGCCGUGUGAUCUUUUGGUUCGAGCUAAACUACGCUACCAACGCCGGCUGUGUCAUGUUCAAGCUGUACGGACAACAAUGCCAGAAAUGCAAGACCGGAAAGUUCGAGCACGCAAUGUGGUACCCGGAAGAAGUUGUCAAGGUCAUCGGCAACGUUUAUAACAGAGUUGGUCAGAUCUACUAUGGAUUUGUAAGACCACCUCUAAGAAUAGACAGACGUGUUGGAAAACCGAGAAAUCAACAUAAUUCCGAGCUUUGCCAGGCAUGCAAAGAAGGACUAUGCAAAGAGGAGUGGUCUUUCACGUGACGUCAUCGUGAUGUCAUAGAGCAUGAAAUCAAAUAGAGCCAAUCGCCGCAGUUUAAACUCGCCUCGUGUGACAUUUUACCAUUUUUCUAUGAUGCAAUGACCUGCGGGACGAUGUUUAUGACAAUAAAUGGCAAACGUUUAUCAGUAAACGAUUGUGAAUAUUACUUUUAUGUGAAAGAACAAAUUAUACGUUUAUUAUUAAUAUAUAACAAAAAAUUGAACAAAAAUGUUUCUAAAAUUAUUAUUUUUUGUUUUAUUAUUAUCUAGUUUAUUUUGCAUUUAACUUUUUUUUAUUUUGUAUGAAAUGAGACCGUCUUUAAGACGGCAUGUGAAAUUCUGUGAAUGAAUUGUUUAGCAUAAUUUUUGUUUGUAAUUUGUUAUGAACGAUUGUUUAAUGAUUGUUGUAGCUUUAAAAGUUUUGGAGUGGGAUAUUGUUUUCAUCAAAACGAACGUGCUAAUUGCUCGAAUCAAUGUGUUUCAAAUUCCAUAUUUUUAUCCGUAUUUUAUCACAUGUUUCAAGUAUUUUAGUUGAUACAUUUUGCAUUUCAUAUCAUUCAUGGUAGCGGUUGAAAAGUACAUUAUAAUGUUUUGUUUGCAUUGACAUUUUUUU
Molecule: messenger RNA, 2855 nt
Organism: Ruditapes philippinarum (Manila clam)
Lineage: Eukaryota; Metazoa; Mollusca; Bivalvia; Venerida; Veneridae
Exons: 4
Coding region: 1310-2245 (311 amino acids)
Biological process (GO): protein targeting to membrane; protein insertion into membrane
Molecular function (GO): olfactory receptor binding
Source: RefSeq, a predicted model, not a curated record